UUCAUUUCCUUCCCGCCGCUACAGAGACUCCAACAUCCCUCUUCAAAGAAGUGAACGUGUGAACUCAAUAAGCAAGCAAAGCGUAAACCAGAGACAAUGGGGCAGAAGCACCUGAAAAUUAGCAUUGCUAUCGUCAUCGUAUGCGUCUCCGCAAUCUCUCUCUAUUUUACCACCGUUGAUCGCCGGAGACGGCGGCGAAACAGAUUGUCGUGUUAUUUGUCUUUUGAAUUCAAGCCACAAUCUAAUUUCAAACGAGUUUUGGCCGAUAAUUCUUAUUCUCAAUUCAAGCAUUUCAAAGUUUCUGAUUGCAGUAAUGCACAGUCAUCAAAUUCGCACCCAUAUGAAAGAGAUAUUAUGGCAAUGUUGAAGAAUCCUCGAGUUGAUUAUAGCCUUUUCGACGAGAUAUCAGUGGCGGGAAUGAGCAACUCACAUGUCUGGGUGGAGUCAGAGUCGCAAUUACGAGAACUUGUUGAUAUAUUGAGUGAAGAAAAGGUUUUUGCAGUUGACACAGAGCAACAUGGCCUACGAUCAUUUCUAGGGUUCACUGCUUUGGUACAGAUUUCUACUCAGAAGGAAGAUUAUCUUAUCGACACCAUUGCCUUACAUGACGCUUUUCAUAUGUUGCAGUCUGUUUUUUCUGAUCCAAAUGUUGUCAAGGUAUUUCAUGGUGCAGACAGUGAUGUACUUUGGUUGCAGAGAGACUUCCACAUAUAUGUGGUUAACUUGUUCGAUACUGCAAAGGCAUGUGAAGUUCUAUCAAAACCACAUAAAUCCCUGGCGUACUUACUUCAGAACUAUUGCGGUGUUACCACAAACAAAUUAUUACAGCGUGAAGAUUGGAGACAACGCCCUCUCACCGAAGAGAUGGUGGAGUAUGCCCGAUCAGAUUCACAUUAUCUUCUUUAUAUUGCACGAUGCUUGAUCAAGGAGCUUGAAGCAAAGGAUAAAGAUAAAGAUAUUGGUCAACCAAAAGAUUCAACACCUCUGGAUGUCAGGUUCCAUUUUCUUCCUGAGGCCAGUCGCAGAUCAAAUACAAUUAGUUUACAAUUGUUUUCCAAAGAAUCUGAUGCUUUUCCUACAGAAUCUGUAGCAUCAUCAAUAAUUUCUCGUUAUUUGAAUACUCAAGCAGUUGAUGUCUCAAAAUUUUCAGGACCCCAGUUCCAGAAUCAAAUAAGAAAACUUUGCGCCUGGAGAGAUUUAAUGGCUCGUAUUCAUGAUGAGAGCUUGAGAUAUGUAUUAUCUGAUCAGGCUAUUGUUGCUCUUGCGGAAAAGAAGCCAAUUUCUGAAAGAGAAAUAUAUACGAUUAUUUCUGCAGCUGAUGAAGAUAAUGAUUCAUUACCAUCGUCAUUCAGUGCAAUAUCACCAUCUCCUGUGAUCUGCAGUCAUUGGGAUGAUGUCCAUUGUUUAUUGACAGAAGGACAAAACAACUCUGUUGAUGAUAUUUUGCGAAUGCUUCUUCAUAAGCACCUUGGUCCAAAUGGGAGUUGCUCCCUGUCUACUUUCAACUAUAAUUUGCUCUCUGGUUCCAACCUGAAACUUGCAAAUGGGUUAAUGUCUAUGCAAAAUGGGGUGAGAAGUGGAAAGCUAGUCACACGUAAGGCUUCUAGAGAGCUCUUUGUUCAAAAAUUCUCGUGCAAAGCUCCAGUUUAUCAUAACUGUAAGAUAUAUGCUAGUGAUGGCCGGUUGCUGUGCUAUUGUGAUCACAAAAAGCUUGAAUGGUAUCUCAGUCGCAACUUAGCAAAACUUAUGGAUGACAACCCUCAAGCUGUCAUGCUUUUGUUUGAACCCAAGGGACGCCCAGAAGAUGAAGACAAUGAAUUCUACAUCCAAAGUAAAAGAAACCUGUGUGUUAGCUGUGGUGAGAGCAAACAUUACCUACGGUAUCGGAUAAUACCUUCUUGCUACAGAAUGCAUUUUCCGGAGCACCUGAAAAGCCACCGUUCUCAUGAUAUAGUCUUGCUGUGUGUUGAUUGUCAUGAAGUUGCUCAUGCUGCAGCUGAAAAGUAUAAAAAACAAGUAGCUACAGAAUUUCAUAUACCACUUUAUGUGACGAAAGUGGUGGAUUCUGAGACACCUGAAUUGCAAGAUCAAAAAGUAGGUGUUUCACCCUUGCAACUGCAUACGGCAGCUAUGGCACUUCUGAGGCAUGGACCAAGGAUGCCAUCCAAACGCCGUGACGAAUUAAUGGAGAUUGUCCGGACAUACUAUGGAGGGAGGGAGAUAUCACACGAAGACCUUGAGACAGCUUUACAGGUUGGCAUGAGUCCUCAAAAGAGAAGAAAGUUUGAUAAAAAGAGAGGGGUUUCCUGCAAGCAUUUUCCGUUAAGUACUUGUUCAGAUGAGGUAUUGGAGGAUAAUUCUGUUAACAUGGUUGAACCGAGCAACCAUUAUUCAGCUGUAACUAGCGGGCUUGGUGGAUCAAUGGAUGCAACAGAUCAGGCAUCAUAUGUACAGCUAGUCAACCAGCCUGAAACUUAUGUAAAGACACCCUCUUUGUCUUCGGUGAAAGAUAUUAGCGAGGAUACUUUUGCUACUAAUGGUGAAUCUAUGACUCCAGCCACCAGUGGGACCUCUGAUGUCAAAGAUGUGAUACUUUUGAACACUGAAAAUAUUAAUCCUUUGCAAGCAACAGUUGACGGUAAAAAGUAUAACUCAAAGGUUUCAUUACUAGGACAUGGGCCUCAUGGGAAAACAGUUGUGGAUUAUUUGCUAAAACAACAUGGAGAAGAAGGGAUUCAUGAAUUCUGUCAAAGGUGGAGACAAGUCUUUAUUGAUGCUCUCCAUCCCCGUUAUCUUCCUGGCGGCUGGGAUGUAAAACACAGUGGAAGAAGAGGUUUUGGAGAAUUUAGUGUAUAUAACCCGGCAAAGAAGGCUAGUGAUCCGAUCCAGGGGUAAUAAAUUAUGUUGGUGAGCUUCUUGAUAUGAAUUUUAAUCUGCCCUUUCUCCUUUAAUUACAGAGUUGGUUUCGAAAUUGUAAUUUUCACCAUUUAUGGUUCCUAGGCUGUUUCAAUCCUUUCGAGUUCUCUUAUGGCUUGUUGGUGAUUGAACUUACAAAGUAUGUUUUUUUCAAAAUGAUAAAAGUACCAGUGCUGAACUUUCUUAUACUUGGUAGAUUCAUCUAGUUUGUUGACUUAAUUACUUUAAAUGUUUGAUUGAUUGCGAUAGUUUGUAACUGUAGCAUUAGCAAAUUGUAACGUCAGAACUAAAAACACUGUUCUUUUUUAGUUAAUACAUUUAUUUUGUCACA
Spinacia oleracea (spinach) is the source of this 3247-nucleotide messenger RNA. RefSeq names its product protein RRP6-like 3. Lineage: Eukaryota; Viridiplantae; Streptophyta; Magnoliopsida; Caryophyllales; Amaranthaceae. The transcript has 12 exons. The record is from RefSeq and is a predicted model, not a curated record. Gene Ontology annotation, biological process: poly(A)-dependent snoRNA 3'-end processing; exonucleolytic trimming to generate mature 3'-end of 5.8S rRNA from tricistronic rRNA transcript (SSU-rRNA, 5.8S rRNA, LSU-rRNA); nuclear polyadenylation-dependent rRNA catabolic process. The coding region runs from base 97 to 2895 and encodes 932 amino acids. Gene Ontology annotation, molecular function: single-stranded RNA binding; nucleotide binding; 3'-5'-RNA exonuclease activity. Gene Ontology annotation, cellular component: nuclear exosome (RNase complex); nucleolus.